CUGACAGAAGGACGGAGCCGUGAAGUGUAGUGACUGCAGCGAGCUAUCGCAGGAAAGAUGCUGACCAAUAUUUCUAAUGUGCUGAGAGGUGGAGCUCAGAGAAAUGGGGCUGCUGUCGUCAUGUCAGCACGCACAUAUGCUGACUUCACAACCCAGGCUACCUUUGAAAUCAAGAAAUGUGACCUCCACAAGCUGGAUGAGGGCCCGGCCACACAGGUGGUUCUGACUCGUGAUGACGGUCUGAAGUACUACCGCACCAUGCAGACCAUGAGGCGUAUGGAGCUGAAGGCAGAUCAGCUGUAUAAGCAGAAGAUCAUCAGAGGAUUCUGCCACUUGUAUGAUGGCCAGGAGGCCUGUGCGGUUGGUAUUGAAGGAGCAAUUAAUUUGACAGACCACCUGAUCACUGCGUACCGUGCCCAUGGCUACACUUACACCAGAGGAGGGACUGUGAAGGAGAUCAUGGCUGAGCUCACUGGCAGAAGAGGAGGUAUUGCAAAGGGCAAAGGAGGUUCCAUGCACAUGUACUGCAAAAACUUCUAUGGAGGAAAUGGAAUUGUCGGCGCCCAGGUUCCCCUGGGUGCUGGUGUGGCUCUGGCCUGCAAAUAUUUGGGCAACAAUGAGCUGUGUGUAACUCUCUAUGGCGACGGUGCUGCCAACCAGGGUCAGAUUUUUGAGACCUACAAUAUGGCAGCCCUUUGGAAGCUGCCCGCCAUCUUCAUCUGUGAGAACAACAGGUACGGUAUGGGCACAUCAGUGGAGCGAGCCGCAGCCAGCACUGACUACUACAAGAGAGGAGACUUCAUUCCUGGUCUCAGGGUGGAUGGGAUGGACGUUCUGUGUGUUCGGGAAGCUACCAGGUUUGCAGCUGAUCACUGCCGAUCGGGGAAGGGUCCCAUUCUCAUGGAACUUCAGACCUAUCGCUAUCAUGGACACAGUAUGAGUGAUCCUGGUGUCAGCUACCGCACCCGUGAGGAGAUCCAGGAGGUCCGUGGUAAGAGCGACCCCAUCUCCAUGCUGAAGGACCGCAUGCUCAGUAACAACAUGGCCAGUGUGGAGGAGCUCAAGGAGAUCGAUGUGGAGGUGAGGAAGGAAAUCGAAGACGCUGCUCAGUUUGCCACCACAGAUCCUGAACCCCAACUGGAAGAAUUGUGCAACCACAUCUUUUACAACGAUCCACCCCUGGAGGUGCGCGGCACGAACCCGUGGAGCAAGCUGAAGUCUGUUAGCUAAAGUGGUUUCAUCACCCCGCCCGAUCUGUUAUAUGUAUUAACCCCCCCGCCUCUCAUAUACACACACACACACACCAUGUAAUGUACUGUAAACUAGUGCCUCAGACCCAGAGCUUAAAGAAUCAACAAGUGAGUUAAUUUCAGUGCUGUACAUGUUAACAGCAGGGACCACAUUCACAAAGAUGUUCUGAGAAUAAAAGCUAGCAAAGAUUGAUGAGAACACUUAAAAGUUUGUGCUAACUCCUCUUUACAUGACUGCUGUUGGUGUCUGCAUACAGACACAGUCAGAGAUACCAGGGCUCAUUAUUCUACCUUCACAUUUACUGCCAAUCAUUUUUGUACUGUUAGAGAAGCAGCUUCAGUGGUGCUACAUGAAUUAUCACUGUAAACUCAAAGCCUUACUGAAGGGAAAUAUCACUCAGACGGACGCGGCAGCACGUUGGAUAAUCAGAUGGUUUCAAAACAACCUCAAGUGCAUUUCUUUGUCACAGUUUCCAGAUUCUCAUGACAUUCUGCCACAUAUUUAUUUACAGUUUUUACAAAAAAUAUUGAACUACUGGCCAACCCGCCGCAUUGUAGAGCUUUCAUUUCAAGUUUAUUAAUUAAAAUCACCAUCCUUGAUAUUGGUGGAUUAUUCUAAGUCUUUAGCUCAUGCAUGAAGUACAUGCACCAAAAGAUAUAAAUUAAUACCUGUAAUUUUUAUUGUUAUUAUUUUUUGGUUUAGAGGGAUGUAUUUAAAGUAUAUCGGAUUGUCUUAACAUUAAGCACUUAUCGUGUUCAGAAGGUUUUGUCAAUCUGGCCCCAAGUGAAUAUAUUUAAGAUUCUAAAUGUCCUUGUUUGAUGAUUAUCUCUGGUCACUGUUGAGGUGAGGUUCAGCAAAUGUCCAUUCGUCACUGUUCAUCUCAUAAAGACACGGUCUGACCUGUAAAAAAAAUGAUUUUGUACUCUUUAUACUGAAGUGUACAUGACGAACCUUUCAGUUAAUAAGUUCAUGUCUUUUCUUUUUUUAAUUUAACCCCUCGUCACAAAGACACCAUGAAAGGCAGCAGGGUUAACACUGUUGUUACCGUCAACAUCCUCAAUAUGUCUCCAUGUGUUUUUUUGUUUCAGUAUGUAAGAGUAAAGAAUACCAAGGGAAAGGUUUGAACAUCGUAAUUUAUCUUGCCAAACCAAACAUGUGGCCGGCAGAUCUGGUGUUGUUUAGAGUAUGAAUGUGUCGUCUCGUGUUUGUGUCACACUCCAGGCCGAGCAGGCGAUUCUCUGCAUCUAAAACAUCAGGUGUUCGAAGGUUGAGUGCGUUUAUAUUCAUGUGGUUAUUUUGCCGACACUCAGGUGCUCUGGUGCCUUUUGAGUUUCAGAAACAUAAACUGUUCAUUUUCAUGCAUUUGGAGACGUUUUUGUUCAUAUUCUGAUGUACACAUGAGGGUAUUUAUUAUCCCAAAUAUUUACAAUCAAAAUGACCACAAGCUGAACCUUGUACGGUGAUUGUGAACACAUUGACGUUAAAGCGUGCGUGCACUCAUCAGCGAAGCGUCACGGUUCACAUGAUGUCGGGUCCAGUAUUGUUGGCUCAGCUGGGAGAGCAUCAGUAGCUUUAUGUGCCACUUGCAUGACUUUGCUUUUAACAUGCAGUUAAAGCAGCAGUGGUGCAUCAUUUGCUCAAAUGUACAGGGAUGUUUUGAAUUUCAGUCUGUUUUUUAUUUCUUUUGUCCAGUACUUAAACACAUUGUGAAAAAGACGUCUGCACUGACACCUCAGGUAGCAAAAAUAAAAACAGCCCGCAUGUCAACAUGUACCGCUAACAUAGCAUUGUGACAAUGCUUGUAACCCUUUGAAGGGUACCAGAAGGGAAAGGUGUUUUCUGUGUAAUGUGAUAAGUAUUUAAUCAAAUAAGAUGGACUAAAAUUUAAAAUGUCAGAACCUGUCGUUUUACAACUGAAAAUGCUUACAGAGUAUUUGUUGUAGUGGACUGUUACAUUGAGGGUGGAAAAUGACGGCAGGAGCGCUCCAUGGGAAACAUCUGCUUUGUGCGUGAAUUGGAAUAAACAGACUGU
This is a messenger RNA of Chelmon rostratus (copperband butterflyfish), 3283 nucleotides long. It is a transcript of the gene pdha1a, whose product is annotated as pyruvate dehydrogenase E1 subunit alpha 1a. Gene Ontology annotation, biological process: pyruvate decarboxylation to acetyl-CoA. Gene Ontology annotation, cellular component: intracellular membrane-bounded organelle. The transcript is spliced from 11 exons. Gene Ontology annotation, molecular function: pyruvate dehydrogenase (acetyl-transferring) activity. The coding region runs from base 58 to 1230 and encodes 390 amino acids. The record is from RefSeq and is a predicted model, not a curated record. NCBI's taxonomy places the organism in Eukaryota, Metazoa, Chordata, Actinopteri, Chaetodontiformes, Chaetodontidae.